AUGAGUAAGGUGAAGCGCGAGGAUGCUGGUGACUACACUGUGGUGAUCGCCAACGAGCUUGGCGAGACUAGCGUCACUGUGCACCUGAUUGUGCUGGACAAGCCCUCACCACCACGCAAUCCGCAUGUGACAGAGAACACGGGUGAUCGCGUAGUCUUCCACUGGGAUGAGCCCGAGUUCGCAGGCCUUGAGCCGGGCGGUGCGCCUCUUGAGUAUGUUGUGGAGAUGCGCGAGGCCACACAACGCGUGAACAAACCAGUGACUAAGACGGUUGAGCUCUCUACACCGGUGGAGUCAUUGAGUGUAGACAAGUCCUACAUCUUCGCGGUGGCAGCCAAGAACACAGUUGGCCAAUCGGACUUUGUGGAGACAAAGCCCGUCUCCACGAAGUUGCAGUAUGGUCCACCACUGAGUCCCGUGAACGUCAAGGCAACGGUGAAUCCGGAGAAGGCUCCGGUGAGUGACCAAUCAGUGGAGUUGACUUGGGAGAUGCCAGCGGAGGCUGGACCAGUGCCAGCCGAUGUGACGACCGAGUUCGUGGUGGAGAUGAAGCCGAAAGAUGCAACACGUUGGCAAGAGGUGGCCAAGGAUCUGACGGAGCUACGCGUUACUUUGCCCACCGACAACAUGAAGGAAUUCACCGACUACGAGUUCCGUGUGACAGCAAAGAACAAGGCGGGCACGAGCAAGCCUUCUCAGCCAUCCAAUGCCAUUCAAUUAGGUAUUCCGUUGGAGUUCAUUCGUGAGUUGCCGAAAAUUGUUGUGACCGAGGCGCCAUCGAGGGAGAAGCCGGUGGUGUUGGAGUGCGAGCUCUCCAGAAAGCCGAAAGAGUCGGUCAAGUGGCUGCACAACGGAAAACCACUGCCAUCACGUCUUCCCAAGGGUGUGACGGUGGAGGAGGAGAAGCAGUCCACUAUUCAUUGCAUCACUUUCACAGAACUAACGGAGGAUGAUCUUGGGGAGUACACUGUGCAGGUGGAGAAGAUAGCCUCAACUGGAGGAGUGGAAAUGAGGGGUGAGUGUAUUGUGCGGCACUAG
Molecule: messenger RNA, 1038 nt
Organism: Echinococcus granulosus
Lineage: Eukaryota; Metazoa; Platyhelminthes; Cestoda; Cyclophyllidea; Taeniidae
Product: Titin
Exons: 2
Coding region: 1-1038 (345 amino acids)
Molecular function (GO): protein binding
Source: RefSeq, a predicted model, not a curated record